AGAAGAGGGAAAUUUGCUCCAGGUCGAUGGCCUUUCGCCCAAGCAGCCAGCCGCGGCCCACCGCAAGGGAGGAAGGAAGAGGCGCGUGCCCCGGCGGCAGCCAGGGCCAGCGGGCAGUCAGAGCUCCUCUCGUCCCCUAUUAAUAAGACGCCGUGCGCGUGCUGGCCACCUCACCACCCACCCCCACACACCACCAUCUCGCGAUCCCAAAGUCCAACCGGCCGCCGCCUCCACCUUCCCCCGCGAGAUCAGCGUACCCCGCAGCCGUCCCCUCCACUGCCCCCGCCCGUCUCGCCGAGAAGGCCCAGAGGAGCAAGAUGUCAACCGCCACUGCUCCAGGAGUGUCCUUUGCUAAAUCUGGGGCUGGUUCCCGGGCCAUUGCUCCAGCGAUCAGGACCCCUUCCUUCAUCGGUUACUCGAAGCAAACGCCAAGCCUGCCAGGCCUAAGGAUGUCAAACAAGUUCAGGGUGUCUGCGACUGCCGUGCACAAGGUGAAGCUCGUAGGCCCGGACGGGGAAGAGCACGAGUUUGAGGCCCCUGAAGACACCUACAUUCUCGAGGCAGCUGAAACUGCCGGGGUGGAGCUGCCAUUCUCUUGCCGCGCCGGAUCGUGCUCCACUUGCGCGGGCAAGAUGACCACCGGGGAGGUCGAUCAGUCGGAGGGCUCCUUCCUCGAUGAGAACCAGAUGGGCGAGGGAUACCUUCUGACCUGCAUUUCAUACCCCAAGGCGGAUUGCGUCAUUCACACCCACCAAGAGGAGGAACUCUACUAAUGGCCUCACAUAAGCUUCUGUGACACAAUUGUUGAAGCUGCAUGGUGGAUUCGUUGUUCGGUUACCUUCUGUUAUGUAGAGAUGGCUAGGUGUCCUGGCGAUCAGUCCGGUCUUUUGAUGAGAUCGUUCUAUAUGAGUUGUGAGCAAUAAUUGAUGUAAAAUGGUUUAUCAGUUGAAACUGCGUUUGUUCAGGCUGCAGCAAUUCGAACUACCAUACACUGUUGGGAGUCUUGAGAAAACAUGUUGUACUUGUGGGUCUAA
This is a messenger RNA of Hordeum vulgare subsp. vulgare (domesticated barley), 1034 nucleotides long. Its product is annotated as ferredoxin, root R-B1-like. Lineage: Eukaryota; Viridiplantae; Streptophyta; Magnoliopsida; Poales; Poaceae. The transcript is spliced from 2 exons. The record is from RefSeq and is a predicted model, not a curated record. Gene Ontology annotation, biological process: electron transport chain. The coding region runs from base 318 to 773 and encodes 151 amino acids. Gene Ontology annotation, molecular function: 2 iron, 2 sulfur cluster binding; electron transfer activity.